AUGGAUCAACACGAUGACUUUGAUAACGUUUCCUGGAAACACGACGCCGAUAGCGAUGUCUCCCGACCAACGACUUCGGGUACGGAUGUGGAAGAGUCACAUGCAUAUCAUCACGACACCAAUGGCAAGCGGAGAAUGAGCUCAGCUCACGAGGAACCUCAGGCCGGCCCACUAGCCGACGCCGUCGACCUAGCAGGCAUAGGCGACGGUGUACUCGAGUGCCGGGUCGACUCACCUUUGAAAGAGAAUGACGGCACAAAGGACGCGUACAUAUCGUACCUGGUUACAACAAAUACCGACUUCAAGGCAUUCCAAAAGCCCGAGUUUCAUGUUCGGCGACGAUUUACAGACUUCUAUUUCUUGUACAAAACCCUAUAUCGAGAAUACCCGGCAUGCGCUGUUCCGCCGUUGCCGGAAAAGCACAAGAUGGAGUAUGUACGAGGCGACCGCUUCGGCUCGGAGUUUACAACACGGCGAGCAUGGUCUUUGCAUCGGUUUUUGAAACGGCUGACAUUGCACCCUGUACUCCGCCGUGCACCGUUGUUUACUAUCUUCCUGGAGUCCUCAGACUGGAAUGCGCAUAUGCGACUACACACAACCCGCGGGUCAACAACAGCCUCAUCGGAGAACGCUCCAACCAAGAUUUUUGAUAACUUUACCGAUACGUUCGUCAACGCUUUCACUAAAGUCCAUAAGCCCGAUCGCCGGUUUAUUGAGGUGAAGGAGAAGGCAGAUAAGUUGGACGAGGACCUAUCGCAUGUGGAAAAGACCGUCGCGCGGGUCGCACGGCGCGAAUCCGAUCUCGAGACGGACUAUACCGAACUUGCGUCUCAGUUCCGCAAGUUGGUCCCUCUGGAGCCGGCAGUCGAGAUGCCACUGCAGGUGUUCGCUGCAUCGGUCGAGGAGACUGCGCGCGGAGUACGGGGAUUGAAGGAUCAUACCGACCAGAACUACUUGGGAUCUCUGCGGGACAUGGAGGCAUAUAUUUUGUCGGUCAAGUCCCUCCUGAAGACCCGUGAACAGAAGCAGCUGGACUUCGAGGCGUUGGUCGAUUACCGCAACAAGGCUGUGGCCGAGCGAGACUCUUUAGCCGCCAACCCAGCUGCAUACUAUGCCUCCAACCCGCUCACCUCUUCCCCUGCCUCCUUUAUCCGUUCCAAGAUGGAGGAUAUGCGCGGUGUGGAUCACGAAACAUCUCGCCGCGAGCGUGUCCGCAAACUCGAGCUUCGCAUCGACGAGUUAACGCGGGAAGUCGAAUCAGCGAAGACUACUUCUGAAAUGUUUGACGAAGAGGUAGUCCGUGAAGUUGCUGAUUUUGAGCGCAUCAAGGCUGUUGAAUUUCGGGAUUCCCUGGGCGCCUUCGCUGAGUCUCACAUCGACUUCUAUCAGGGGGUUCUUUCAACUUGGGAGCGCUUCAUUGCAGAGAUGGAAGGAGACUCUGAACUAGGCCAUGAUUCUUAA
Molecule: messenger RNA, 1461 nt
Organism: Penicillium odoratum
Lineage: Eukaryota; Fungi; Ascomycota; Eurotiomycetes; Eurotiales; Aspergillaceae
Product: sorting nexin-4
Exons: 2
Coding region: 1-1461 (486 amino acids)
Biological process (GO): cytoplasm to vacuole targeting by the Cvt pathway; autophagy
Cellular component (GO): phagophore assembly site
Molecular function (GO): phosphatidylinositol binding
Source: RefSeq, a predicted model, not a curated record